Messenger RNA from Rhipicephalus sanguineus (brown dog tick), 1029 nucleotides. RefSeq lists its product as uncharacterized. Lineage: Eukaryota; Metazoa; Arthropoda; Arachnida; Ixodida; Ixodidae. The coding region runs from base 91 to 753 and encodes 220 amino acids. The record is from RefSeq and is a predicted model, not a curated record. The transcript has 7 exons.
AUUAGAAGCCGCUAAUUUUACCAGGCUAGAAGUGAAUAUUUUGAUGCUAGUAGCCGUGUAGGGUACGCCCAGGGCUGCCGAGAAAGAAAUAUGACUCUCUUAUGGAUUAGAUGCGCGUUUUAUUUUUGCUACCUAACUGCGGCCAUCGGAACCAUUGACGACGGGAAAUACUCCAGUCCCUAUGAAGCCUUCAGCUAUGAAGAUGCCAACAUGAUUCUCAAAUACAAUGGCACAAUGCGGCUUUUUAGGACUUCACGUACUUGGACGCCGCUAAUAGCGAUGUGCUUGAAAUCAAGAUAUAUUUCGAAAAAUGGGUCCAGCUAUUUACGAACUGCUGAUUAUUACGCAGUGACGAAAGUGAAUCGAAAACCGACCAUCAAGCACUUCAACUUAACGCUGCAAGUUACUCCAAGAUUGCCGGGGAACAGUCAAGGAUUUAUUACUGUGAAAGGAAUUGAGCAAAAGCCUGAUUUACCAUCUGCUCUCGGAAGCCUUCUUCUGAAUAAGGAGCGGACGUAUCCAGUUCUUUUCGCUGAUCCCAGAUGUUUAAUCAUCGGAUAUUACAGUGCCCUUGGGAGGUCCUUCUGCAUGCUCUUCGUGACUGAUGAAGCUCUUCGUAAUCCAUUGCGCCACUGCAACUUUAUGCUGCUCUCCAUGUGCGGAACUCCAGCCUAUAAUGCCUAUACGUAUGAGCACCAUGUGUAUGCAUUCUGUAAUGCCUCCGAUGGUCACAGAACACAAAAUAUUGUAUGAGCGAAGCCACUUGAAGUACGUCUUUUCAAAGGAGAUCUCCUGUGUACAUAAAAGGAUAAAUGCGCGCUCUUUUCUCUCUGGUUCUCUGAAGUGAAGAGAGGCAGGCUGUCGUAAGCCACGCUAAGGAUCAUGUCGGAACACUCUAUGUAUGCAGCAACUAACGAGUAAUAAUCAACUAUUCUCACAGAUAAGCGUCUCGACAUUAUGGUACUUAAAAUGAAAUUGCUAAGUGCUAACACUGUGCUUCAAAAUCCGAACAAAACACGAAAUGUGCUC